This is a messenger RNA of Cutaneotrichosporon cavernicola, 6597 nucleotides long. RefSeq lists its product as uncharacterized. The record is from RefSeq and is a predicted model, not a curated record. Gene Ontology annotation, biological process: intracellular protein transport; Golgi to plasma membrane transport; exocytosis. NCBI's taxonomy places the organism in Eukaryota, Fungi, Basidiomycota, Tremellomycetes, Trichosporonales, Trichosporonaceae. Gene Ontology annotation, molecular function: zinc ion binding; sequence-specific DNA binding. Gene Ontology annotation, cellular component: membrane; exocyst. The transcript has 17 exons. The coding region runs from base 1 to 6597 and encodes 2198 amino acids.
AUGAUGCGCAAGCAGCGGCCGACAUUCACGACGGCCGAGCUCGAGCUCCAGCUCCAGCAAAUCACGCUAGACCCGGGGUCGGGUGCAUCAGAGAACUUUGAGACGCUGGCGCCCCUCAUCAAGACCAUCCAGGACACGGAUAGCGAGCAGCUCUAUCUCGGAAGCUUGGACCGUUUCGUCGGUGAGAAGGAGAAGGAGAUAGAGAAGAUCUGCGAGAACAACUAUGAGGACUUUGUGUCAUCAGUACUUGCCCUGUCGUCAGUACGACAGGGGACCGGCCAACUGCGCAAGCGCAUCGGCGAGCUCGACGUGCAGAUGGGCGAUGUGGGACGCGGAUUGGGGGAGAAGCGCACUCUGCUCGAGCAGAAGAAGGUGGCGCGGAACAUGGACGACGCGAUUGAGACGCUUCAGACGUGCCUACGCCUUCUCGACCUCGUCCACCGUGUAGGUGAGAUGAUUCGGCAGGACAAGUACUGGGGAGCACUGCGCAUGAUCGAAGACCUGUCCCAUCUUCCGCCACCCGCGAUCUCCAACACACCCUUCUAUCUCCACUUAGUGUCGUCACUGCCAUCACUGCGCUUGUCGAUCAAGGAUGCCGUGACGGCGUCAGCCAAGUCGUGGCUUUUCGACAUUCGCGAGUCGAGUGCGCUCGUCGGCAAGCUCGCGCUCGAGGGCAUGGGGAACCGCAUCAAGCGCUGGCGGCUGAAGCGGGAGAAGGACGGGAGCGCGCGAUUCGCCCGCAUCGGCGGCGCCCUCGAGCUCGUAAACAACGAGCGUGCCGAGUUCGACGCACUCGACAACGAGCACAUCCGCAUCGACUUUAAGCCGCUGUACCAGUGCAUCCACAUCUACGAGGCGCUCGAGUGCAAAACCGAGCUGCAACGCAACUACCAGGAGGACCGCAAGACCCAAGCCAACCUCAUUCUCGCCUCACGCUCAGCGUCCUCGUCCGAAACAUUAAUGACGUCGCUCCCGGAGCUGAUGCAGGAGCUCGUCGGCUUCUUCAUUAUCGAGGCGCACGUCCUUCGCACCGUGCCAGACUUCCGUUCGCAGCGGGACGUUGACGACCUCUGGGACGAGAUGUGCCGCCGCAUCAUCAGCAUCCUCGGUCUCGGCCUCAAGGGCUGCAGCAAACUCGAGGUCUUCUUGGAGAGCAAGAAACACAUCCUGCUGUUUGUCCAGACGCUUGAGGGCUAUGGUUACGACAUCUCCGAGCUCAACGGGUUGUUGAUCACGCUGUUCGAGCGCUACUCGGAGCUCUUGCUACGCACGUUUGGCGCCGACUUUGACCACAUCGUUGCCGAGGACGAGAACCAACCGAUGAUGGUCAGGGACCAGCGAGAGUUUGACCAAGUUUCGGGCGUGUGCUGGCUUGCACCAGGGGAAGCAGAGUCUCUGGCCAUAAAUGGCUUCCCACAACAUAUGCCUUUCUCGCAGACCUUCCCGAUGUGCUGCAUCAACAUCCGCAAUUUUGUGGAGCAAUUCUACCAGUUCACCGAUGGAGUCGCGCAACACCACGUCGACUUAGACGAGGUGCUGCGCAAGUCGCUUGACGGCCUCCUCACCGACCACGUCAGCAAGCAGAUGGCGCAGCGCGUAAAAAUCAUGUCCAACUUGUCACAGAUCGCACAAGUCGUUGUCAACACCGAGCACUUCCUCGUCGCUUGUGACGAAUUGGAAACAGUACUCAUGGGCCUCCGUGCAACGCAGCGCGGCGGACCUGUGAAGAUGGCCUCGGCGUUCUCAUUCGCCGACACCCUGAAGGUAGCGCAGAGCCGCAUCGACGCCGUUAUCACGUCCAAGCUCGAGUCGUUCUUCGAGCUCGCCGAGUACAACUGGAUGCCGCGCGGAACACCACCACCCAACCCAGAGCCGAGCACCUACGUGGUCGAGAUGAUCUCUUUCCUCACGGCGUACGUCGACUCUGUGCUCAUCGGCCUCGACGACGGCACCAAGGCUCGCGCGUACGAGAAGGCGUUGCAGCGCAUAAAUCAGUUCCUUAUGGAAACUCUCACGAGCAAGGAGGUGCGGAUUUACAACGAGGCCGCGCUCAUGUACGUCCGCGCGGAUGUGCUGUUCAUCGAGACGGAGAUUCAAAGACUUGGCAAGGCGGGGUUGGACCGCGUCUUCGAUGAGGUCAAGCAUACGAUCAACAUUGUACUCUCGGAUGCCGUCGCUGCGUUCAUGGAGCCAAGCGUGCGUCAGCUGUCGUACAGCUCAGUGCGACCAGCGCGGCUCUCGGCCGUGUUAACCCGACUGGCUGCCGGCGUGAGCGUUUCGGGUCGGAUGAACGAGGCCGAACGUCUGCGUGCGGAGGCCAACAGCGUAGGCAUGCUGCGCCACGCCGGCCCGAACACCACGGCGCGGCCACUUUCAGUAACAACCCCCACCGCAUCUACUCCAUCCACCAUUUCAGCCAACACCCCUUCCCCGCCCUUUGUCGGCCCGUCGCCGCGCUCCAUCAGCUCCAAGGGGAGCCCCCAGUCGAACACCUCGAGCAGCGCCGCGUCUUCAGGCAGCCGUCUCCGGGCUCUCCUUCCCCGGCCCAUCGCCCCAAGGCCUGGCGUCUCGGCCACUGCCGGGCCCUCGUCCUCUGGGUCCGCGGGCAAGAUGAGCAAUAAACCCUUCCGCGCACCUGGCGGAAGCCAACAAGGACGCUUCACCGUCGACAGCGGCGGCGGGCUGUCCCUUCCCUCCAAGCCAACGCCGAUGCCUCGGUCAUUGCCGUCGAGUGCUGGCCCAAGCCCCGCUGCUGUCUCACCCUCCAAGGUCAACGUCUUUGCCCAGAACGCGAACAGCUGGGCAUACCCACAGCAGCCCGAGGCUCACCAGGGCAACUACGGAGGGAACGACUUUCUCAGCGACCUCUCGUCAACGCCUACGAACAGCUUUGCAGCGUUUGGCGCGUCGGCGUCGUCCUUUACGCCCACGGCCCAGUCGGGAUUUGCCGCCCAGUAUACUGCCGCUCGCCAGAACCAAAGCCAGAUCCAGAGUCAGAAUGGCUCCGCCCAGGCUUCGCAGCACCCAACACCACCUUCUGACGGAACAACGCCGCUCGACGGGCCCUCCUUCGAGUUCACUCCGAUUCACACCCAGUCGUGGCCUGCCCCGCCGCAGCAGCCCCCACCGAAGCGGAUGCCAGAACAGGGCAAUACGGGUGCCAUCGACCAGAACAUCCUAGCCAGCCUCGCCGAGCUGAUGGCCCAAACGCCGAACAACGCCAGCGAGCCGCAAAUGCCACUCAGUCUUCUCAGCAUUCUGAGCCAGCAGGCCCAAACUCAACCUCCGCAGCCCCCGGUGCCGCAGGUGCAGCGUCAGCCGCAACCGAUGUUCCAGCAGCCACAAGUGCAAGAGCAGACGCCCUUCGCCGACAUUUCUCAGCAGCAGUUUCUGCAGAUGUUGGCGCAGGUCCAGCGGCAGCAGACUGCCCAAGCGCAGUUCCAAGCAGCUCAGCAGCAGCUCCAGGCUGCUCAGCAGCAAGUCGCCCAGGCCCAGCAACAGAUGCAGCAGGCACAGGCGCACGCUGCGGCAUCGCACCAACAACCGCAGGAGCACGCCCCGCAGCAGGCGCACCAGACAAGCCUGCUCACAAGGCGCAUGCAGCAGCAGCAGUCUCAGUCGCAGUCGAGCACGCCUUCCCAUUCGCCUCGGAUGAGCUUCUCGACCCCUGGGCGCUCCUCGGGGCCGUCAGCCAACGGCAUCCGGGCGCCGCAACCGUUCACACAAGUCCGGCCGACGGAUCGAGUACCGUCAUGGCAGAGUGGCGAGCCUGUUUCCGAGACCACCGCGACCACCCCAGCCAGCGAAGCGUCGAUGAGCAGCCCAGCAGACAGCACUUCGACCAAGGGGUUCCGCCCGAUCAAGCCGAGGCGCGCGCAGGCGCCGGAGCACCCAGCUGCUGCGCCGCCGAAGCCGCCGAAGCCGUCGCCUAAAUCGAAGUCAUUCGCUACACCUGGGCCGGCCUCAAGACCACACUCCGGCGCCGCACAAUCUUCCCGCCAGCCGCAACAUCCUCUGCAGCAGCAUCAGCAGCCGGCUCCGCAGAUUGGCGAGCUCCCACCUUUGCCUCCUGGUCUCACACUUGCGCAGUUGUCCCAGAAUGGCAACUUGAGUCUUGAGAUGGCAAUCCGCGUUGGCAUGGGCCUCGGGAUGGGGAUGGCGCUGGGCCAGCAGCAGCAGCAGCAGUCGCACCAAGCACCAAGCCCUCAGCCAACCGAGGAACAGCUCGCGUACAUGCAAGCCGCGCUCGCGGCGACGUCGCCACCACCUAUAAGUGCGACGUCACCUGAAGCUUCCGGCACAGGCCCACCUCGGCAGCGGCCGGGCGACAUUGUAACGAGCAUCCUGAAGGACGACUUCCUCGCCACCCGCUCGCCGCUUAGCACGUCCCCGACGGCCGGCAACGCCUUCCCUCCGGAAUUCGGGGAGCGCCGGCCUUCGCAGUCGGGCGAUCAGAUUGUGCCAGCGGACCCAGAAGCCAUGGCUAAGAAGGAUCCCCUGGCUGCCCAGGUGUGGAAGGCGUACGCCCGUGCCAAGGACACGAUGCCCCAUGGCCAACGCAUGGAGAACCUCACUUGGCGAAUGAUGCACCUCACCAUGAAGAAAAAGGAGGAAUCCGAGCGCGCCGCCGCCGCUGCCGCCGCCGCCAGCGUCGGGACCAGCGUAGGAACACAGCAACCGGCUGCAGAGACAACCAGGCGCGAGCAUGUGGCGUUCCAAGGGUUGUCGCCCGUACCUGAACCCGAACACGAGAACGACCCCGACCGCGCAACCGCGCCGCAGCUGUCGAGGCAGUUGGUCGACUCGGACCACGAGGCGGAGCGAGGGCGCCGCAAGGGGGUGUCGAGGGUUGUCGGUUUCAGCGCUGGAAACAGGGACUCGAGUGCAAUGGACAUCGACUGGCGUGCAGCAUCGCGGUCACGAUCACGUAUGGCAAUUGACUGGCGUGCGGCGUCGCGCUCGAGGUCGCGUAGCGCCUUCCAGGGCAGCCGCAGCCUGUACGACGGGGGCAACGAGCUUCACGCUCACAGCCUCCUGGCACAGGGGGGUUCAGCCUCCAGCUCGAGCGCCUCGAUGAACCCGUCGCCGGCGUCGCUUGCGCCCUUUGCCAGAUCUAUGCCCAACAACUAUCCGCCAUGGGAAGCGGCAGGGGUGGAAAUGGCAAUGUCGCAGCCUCUCCAGAACGAGCUCAACAUGGAGCAGUUUGCCAGUGGCCCGGGAAGCAGCGGAGCCAAGGAUCCGAAAGCGGCGAUUGCGUUUAACAUCGACCAGGUCCUUCAGUCGGCAGAGUCUUCUGCCGCAGCCUCGGCGUCCUUCGCCAACUUCCUCUCCACAUCGGUCCCGUCUGCCGCCACCCAACUUGGCUUUACUGCACCCCUGCACCUGACCCAGUCGAUCUCAAGCAACGGCAGUGGCAUCACGAAGCACAAGUAUCCAACCCUCCCUGGCAUCUCUGGUCCAGGUCUGUACUCUGCAACGUCUGAGGAGAACAUCCAUCCCACAUACGGCCUCCUCCCUAAACGCGUCCGCAAGACAUCGUUCGACCACACCCUGCGGCCCCGCGAGGAGCCUGAGCCCAUGUUCAACACGCGCAAGCGCCCCGCCGAGGCGUCACCACGCGAUGGCGACCACCGCCCGUUGCCGAACAACUUUGCGCCGUUCCCCACUGCACCUUUCACGUUCAGUUUCGACACCAACACGGUGGGCACGUCGAGCUCGAACUACGACAGCUUCUUUGACCUCAACGCCGCGUCGGCCAGUAGCCAUGCCGACCCGGCUGGCCCCGCGGCUACCGACCUGUGGAGCGGGGACGAUACGGCCAUGUUCGACCCCGCUCAUCUGUUUGGCGCCGUGCCAGGCUCGCAGAUUGACCCAGGCCUGCAAGACCCACACGAGCUUUCCCAGCUGAUGAACAUGUACUUCGAAAACGGGAACCAGUACACGACGAUCAACCCAAGCGAAGUGCUCGGCGUGCGGCCGGAAGCGUCCCCAGCCCAGUCUCCGCAGCCAGACGAGUACCGUCGCCCAGGGCCUGGCCGAUCCAACUCGAGCCCGAACUUGCAGGGCCUCCGCGCGAUGAGCAUGUCGCAGGCUGUGUCGUCACACUCGGGCCACCCCAGCGCGAGUGUAUACAACAGUCUUGCGAUGACGCGCAACCGCUCAAACGCAGCGUCAGGCCCUUCAGGACCUGGCACGCCGACAGCAGAGGCCGAUGAGAACAACGCCACUGUCUGCACCAACUGCCAGACGACCAACACACCGCUGUGGCGCCGCGACCCUGAGGGCCAGCCGCUGUGUAAUGCUUGCGGGCUAUUCUUCAAGCUGCAUGGGGUUGUGCGCCCUCUCUCGCUCAAGACGGAUGUUAUUAAGAAACGGAACCGUGGCGGCCCAACAGGCAAGGAGACGACCUCGGGCCGGCGGAGUAGCAAGGCCUCGCGCUCCAAAGCCUCGAGCCCUGGUGCGGAACGGGUCAGCGGACCAAGCUCGCGCGACAAGCGCCAGCGACGAACCAGCGGUAUGGACCCCGACUCUGGGAGCACGAGCGCCGCCUCGUCGCUUGGGACGGGCGGUAGCGGGCUAACCAUGAGCAAGCGCUGA